This is a messenger RNA of Cannabis sativa, 2149 nucleotides long. Its product is annotated as 21 kDa protein. NCBI's taxonomy places the organism in Eukaryota, Viridiplantae, Streptophyta, Magnoliopsida, Rosales, Cannabaceae. The transcript has a single exon. Gene Ontology annotation, molecular function: enzyme inhibitor activity. The record is from RefSeq and is a predicted model, not a curated record. Gene Ontology annotation, biological process: negative regulation of catalytic activity. Bases 149 to 751 code for a protein of 200 amino acids.
UUCACAUUCACACACAUAUCACCUUCCUUCCAAUUAAUUUAAUCCAAUCUCUCAGUUCGAUUUGGCCUAUAAAUUCACACCCUUUCUCUUCUCUCAUAACUAAAAAACAACCACUCUCAUUUCUCCUCUGUUUGUAUCCAAAACAAAAAUGGCUAAGCUUAUUAACUCCUUGCUUCUUUUCCUAGCUUUUCUUAUCUGCGGUGCAGUCACAGCCACAGGUUACAAAACCCCAGCAACGACCACCACCCCAAAUUUUGUAAAAUGGUCUUGUAGUUCGACCACAUAUCCGAGGCUCUGCAUCAGAACCCUCUCUACCUAUUCCUCCAACAUCCAAAACAGCCCACACCAAUUGGCGCUAACCGCUUUGAACGUCAGCCUAAGCAACGCCAAGUUAGCCAAAGGGUUUGUUCUAAAAUUGGGUAAGUUCAAGGGGCUUAAGACAAAAGAGUACAAGGCCAUUGCUGACUGUAUUGAUGAAAUGGGUGAGAGUGUGGACCGAUUGGGUGAGUCUUUUAAGGAGUUGAAGAAUAUGGGCAAGUACAAAGGUCAGGAUUUCAUGUGGCACAUGAGCAAUGUCCAGACUUGGGUCAGUGCUUCCUUGACCGAUGACAACACUUGUAUCGAUGGCUUUGCUGGUAAAUCUAUGAACGGUAAGAUUAAGAGCUCUGUCAGGGCACAAAUUGUUAAUGUGGCUCAACUCACUAGUAACGCUUUGGCUUUGUGUAAUCGCUUUGCCACAAAGAAGUACUGAAUUGUUUAUUAUGGUCUAUUAUCACAAAAACCCAUAAGCUUAUAAUUUAUUAAUGGCCUUAGCUGGGUGUAAUGUGGAAAUUUUUGAAUCUGUUGUAUGGUAAUGUGGUGUAUGCUUUUGUAAUAAUAUGUAUAUUUGGUAUUUGUGUGUUGUUUUAACUUUUUAAGUAAUUGUUCUUAAUUAUAUAAAUAUAUAUAAACCUUUUAAAAAAAACAGGAAAAUUGGUUCUGUAUUUGAAUUUUCUCGAUCAGUAUAAAGGGAUUUUGUCUUCUUAUUGCUUAAUUUUGGUUUUGUGUUCCCCAUGUACUGUUUACUUUAAGUCAACAAAAGAAAAAAAAAAUGAAAAAGAGAAAAAGGGAAGCUUGUCUAACUUAGAUGAAAUAAUUCCUUGAUUGAAGGAAUUAAUUAGGCUGGAAUAAGUCUAAUUUGGUACAAAAGUUCAACUUAUGUACGGAUCAAAUUAUUGUAACAAGCAUCUAAUUCAAAACUAUCUGCAUCAAAUUUGGAAGUAGUUUUGCUACUGAAGUGAUUACUAGAUAGGUAGUAAGAACAAAAAGUAAAGAUUAAUAACAUUAUAACCAUUUUCACUAGAGUUAAAAUCAGCUAAGAAUUAAAAGAAUAAGGUUCUUAAUUACAUGAAUUACACAAGCUUCCUUCUUCAAGUUUUUAAUUUUCUUCCUGAAAAUUUAGAGGACACAAGAAACAACCAAAAAAGAAAAUUGGGGUUUUCGUCCGUUGGAAGAGUCAGUUCAGAUCAUUAACUCAUAAACUGACUAAAAGAGUCAAAUUCACAUUAAAUUUUACAAACUAGACAAAUUGGUAGACAACAAUUAGAUAAUUUAAAAAGUAGAUGAAACUAGGGACAUAUAUAUAAAAAUAAAUGUUGCUAAAACGUAGUCAUAGAACUAUGGUUAUUACAAAAUUGAUCAGUGACUCACUCCUUUAUUAGAUUGGAAGCAUAUUUAUUGUCUAUAAAAACAAAACCAAGAUCCGGGUUAUGAGUACCGAUAUAAGAAGACCGUUCUGUUUAUUCGAAUAUUGGGUGCUCAUUGUUAUGAGUUAUUAUGCUAUUAGGAAUAUAUGGAAUGUGAUCUACAUAAUCAUCCGAUCUAUAAUUAAUAUAAUGGGAGGGGAUUAUGGGUGGCAUACAUAUAUAAGCAAGAAAUAAGAGGGAACACAUUACUAUCACACAUGUUGUGUUUGUCUUCUAAAGCAUUUAAAGCAUUAGAAAAAAGCUACGUGAAGUGGCUAUGGGGCAAAUAAAUUAGACUUCUUAAGCACAGCUGCAACCUCAUCUACCCGUAGUGACCGACAUUAAUAUUUCAUUCAAGUGAUUUAGCUAAAGGUUAACUUAUAUUUUCAUCCCCGCGCGCGCUUUCAGAAAAAAAUAAAUAAAAA